GAAAAAAACAAUUUCAUACAAACCCCAUUUGAGGUCUCCAUCAAAAAGGUCCCUAUUUUCUUCCACAUCCAUCAUCACAACCCCAUAAGAACCACACUUUUCCUAAACACCCUUUUCAUUUUUCUCCAUUUUUCUUCCAUUCUUUUGCAUUUGUGACUUUCUUCCAUCACAACCCCAGAUGUGAUUCCACAAAACACUAGUGAAUCCAACCCAAAAUCUCCCAUCUUGUUAAAUUUCUGUUUCUUUCCCGACAAAACAAAAACAUGACAAAAAGGCCCUGAUUUCCUCUAGAUCCUCCAAAAAGCUCAAACCUUCAGUGUUUUCUUAACAUUGCAACCCCAGAUGGGAUUCCUGAAUCCAACCCAGAAUCUUCAAUCUUGUUAAAUUUCUGUUUCUCCCCCCAACAAAAGAAAAACAUGGCAAAAAGGUCCUGAAAUCUCUUCUUGAUCCUCCCUGAAAGCAGAAAAUCUCAAAAGCCAUGGCAAGUUCACUCCUUCAGACCAAAGAAAAGCCAUUCUUAUCCCCGACCGAGCAACAAUCCUACUUCAUUUCCCAGCCCCCACCAUCCCCACCACAAGAAUCCUUCAACUUCAACACAAAAGUAAGCCCAAGCAUAUUGCUCAUAAUAGUCAUCCUAGCCAUAAUCUUCUUCGUUUCUGGUUUACUCCAUCUUUUGGUCAGAUUCCUCUUAAGACCCCCAAACCGUGAUCGGGACGACUUAGAAAGCGUCAGUGCUCUCCAAGGCCAGCUUCAGCAACUUUUCCAUCUCCAUGACGCAGGGGUAGAUCAGUCUUUUAUUGACAAUUUACCGGUUUUUCAUUAUAAGGCCAUUAUAGGAUUGAAAAAUCCUUUUGAUUGUGCGGUUUGUUUGUGUGAGUUUGAUCCGGACGACAAGCUUAGACUCUUGCCCAAAUGCAGCCACGCUUUUCACAUGGAGUGUAUUGACACAUGGUUGCUUUCUCAUUCUACUUGCCCUUUGUGUAGAGCCAGUUUGUUGCAGGAUUUCUCACCAAACGACAACUUUUCUCCUGUCGUUUUGGUGCUCGAGUCCGGAAGCGAGAGUUCCAGAGAGAUUGCGGUGGAAAACGGCGGAGAGGUUGAGCAAGAGAUUUCGCCCGUUGAUGAAGGAGAAAAGGAGGAGUCCAAUCCGACGGCUGUGGUUGAAUGCAAGGAGAAGGAGAAAGUUGUGACUGUGAAGCUUGGGAAGUUUAGGAAUGUUGAUAAUGGUGAAGGAAGUAGUAGUAUUGCUAAUGAUUCGAGUAAUGUUGAUUCGAGAAGGUGUUUUUCAAUGGGGUCUUUUGCUUAUGUGAUGGACGAGAGUUCAGAUCUAAGAGUGCCCAUUAGAACGCCAUUGAAGAAGAGCUCGAACAAGAAGGCUUCUCUGCCGUCGAAGCCGGGGCUGAGCCGGGCGGCGAUAUCGGAAUGUGAUUGCGAGUCUCGAAGGGAAUUCGAGUUCAGUUCCGUUAAUUCUCUAAUGAAUGCUCGCGUUUCGAAAACAGAGAGCUUUUCCUCGUCCAAGCUCUCGGAUUCGCGAAACCCGAGGGAUUGUUCGAGGAGGGCUUUCUCUUUCAGGUUCCCUAUGCAGAGGAGCAGCAAUGGAGUUGCAGGGGAGGAUUUGAAGGGCAAAAAUGAAAAGUUUCCGAGAAGAACAGUGUCUGAGAUUGGCGCUGGGAGAUGGGAAAAUGAACGAACUGAAUUGGGUUUUGAAGAGGAAGAGAAUAGGAGUUGUUGUAAUAGUUUGGAUUCUCAGUCAAAUCCACCAUCUUUUGCAAGGAGGACUCUGCUUUGGCUUAUGGGGAGACAGAACAAGGUUGUUCAUUCAUCUUUUGAUGCUCCUAAUCCUUGAUUUUUGUUUUUAUUUAUUUAUUUUUGUUUUAUUUUUUGGUUUUAGAUAAAUAAUUAUUCUGUUUGGAACACACAAUUCGGGUGAUCUGUAGAAGGUGGAAAAAAAGAAAAGAAAAGAAAAGAAGAAACAUUGUGAAAGAAAGUAGUAGGAAAG
Morus notabilis is the source of this 1999-nucleotide messenger RNA. Its product is annotated as RING-H2 finger protein ATL13. Bases 479 to 1846 code for a protein of 455 amino acids. The transcript has a single exon. NCBI's taxonomy places the organism in Eukaryota, Viridiplantae, Streptophyta, Magnoliopsida, Rosales, Moraceae. The record is from RefSeq and is a predicted model, not a curated record.